Messenger RNA from Pseudomassariella vexata, 762 nucleotides. RefSeq lists its product as uncharacterized. The transcript has 4 exons. The record is from RefSeq and is a predicted model, not a curated record. The coding region runs from base 1 to 762 and encodes 253 amino acids. Lineage: Eukaryota; Fungi; Ascomycota; Sordariomycetes; Amphisphaeriales; Pseudomassariaceae.
AUGUCAUCUUUCAAGUACAUCCUUCUCAUCGGCGCCACAGACUCUAUCGGCGGCGGCGUGCUCUCCACCCUGGAAACAGCUGCCCCGUCCCACCUCAAAAUCAUCACUGUGCCAGACACCUACCCCACCGAAGCUCUCAUCCUCGCCUUUAAGAGUCAAGAUGUAAUCGUCAACCGCAUGACCUCCUUCUCAGUAUCUGUCCAAUUCCGUAUAGUAGACGCUCUCAUCGCCGUGAGCGUAAGUCGCUACGUCCCUAGCGAGUAUGACCUCAACAACGCCCGGCCCGACGCGCAGGCGCUGAACACAGUGUUCCGUAACAGGGGUUGCGUGCAGGCUUAUCUGCAGUCUAAGGCAGAGGAAGGCAUGAUCGACAUGACGCACUCAUUCCUCGGUAUGCAUGUUACUUCCCGAAGGUCCGUGUUGUGGGAUGACGGGUGGGCAAAUUCUUGUGCACGACAGAAAAACACCGCGUUAGGGUGGGUGAGGGCGUUGUUGAGACACGAAGAGACGAGGAAUCGGAAUUUAUAUCUGAGUGACUUCGCGGUUUCGCAGAAGGAGUUGUUGGGUGCUAUUGAGAGGAUCCAGAGGGUGGAGUAUCGAGUGGGGGAAAUGUAUACGCUCAUCGAAACGGGGUUUGUGACGGGGAGAAUUGGGAGCCAUCUGCAGAUGGAGGGGGAGAUGAUGAAUGAGAGGUUAGAGUUGCCAAGGAAGACGCCGGAUGAGGUUGUUAGGGAGCCAUUGCAAGCGCUUGUUACUCUCUAA